Echinococcus granulosus is the source of this 384-nucleotide messenger RNA. Its product is annotated as cGMP-dependent protein kinase egl-4. The transcript is spliced from 3 exons. Lineage: Eukaryota; Metazoa; Platyhelminthes; Cestoda; Cyclophyllidea; Taeniidae. The record is from RefSeq and is a predicted model, not a curated record. Gene Ontology annotation, molecular function: ATP binding; protein serine/threonine kinase activity. The coding region runs from base 1 to 384 and encodes 127 amino acids. Gene Ontology annotation, biological process: protein phosphorylation.
AUGACAUCCCUGAAUCUUAUUAACUUCAGCCCACCCUUCCAAGCUUCAGAACCGAUAAAGAUCUACAUGAAGGCGCUCCGAGGCAUUGAGGCGUACGACCUGAGUCAUCACAAGAACAUCAGUGUAAAGGCCUACCAGUUCAUAAAGCGGCUGUGUCGAAACACCCCCACUGAACGCCUUGGCAUGGGUCGGCAGGGCAUUCAGGAGAUUCGAAACCAAAAGUACUUCCAGGGCUUUGAUUGGGACGGUGUAAGAAAUCAGACACUGCAGUCACCGUUCCAUCCCAAGGUGAACGGGCCAUGUGAUUUCAGCAACUUUGACCAGUUCCCCGUUUCGGACGAUCUGCCACCAGACGAGAUGUCGGGCUGGGACAUCAACUUCUAG